Molecule: messenger RNA, 1771 nt
Organism: Chaetomium fimeti
Lineage: Eukaryota; Fungi; Ascomycota; Sordariomycetes; Sordariales; Chaetomiaceae
Exons: 1
Coding region: 117-1730 (537 amino acids)
Source: RefSeq, a predicted model, not a curated record
GUGAAACGGUGGGCCUCACCCAGUCUCUCGUGUCUCUUACCGAGCCUCUGCUAUUGUUCUCGCCCCUACAGGGGCCCUGCUUCUGGCCAAGCAAGACUUAACCACGACAAUUCAACAUGACAGCUCAAUGGAAUCCCGAGAAGCUGCUGAGCAUAAGAGGGAGGCCCAUGUAUUGUGAUGGUGGAAUCCAAUGCCAUGGCGCAAAUCAUGGGACCGGCCCACGAUGCCGGUGGACAAAAGGCGGCAGACCAGAGGAGAAGAGCGAUGUUACAAACGCCGAGAUUAUUCUCCGGAAGAUGGCCACGAACCCGCCAUCAAGCGUCACCUCAGAGCAACUCCGAUCUCUCGCGAAGCUUUGCCUGUGCAGAGACCACCACAUGACCCAGAUGCAAGUAGAAAGAGUCGUACGUGGAUGGGAUGUCAUCGUUCAACUGGCCGUGGCAGCCUACACCCCGCCCCGAGCAGCACCGGUUCCAGCAACGCCUGCUCCUAUUAAAGCCCCGACUCCGACCCUGACGCCGUUCGCGUCCGCUCAGUUUGACACGACACAAUGGCAGACCAUGAACUGGCAAACGACACUGGCAGGGCCGGCCGCCGGCUUCGGGGUUGCAAACAUCAGUACCCAAAGCUCCCAGUCGACAACAAACGGUGCCCAGCACCAGCACGCAGACGCCCCAUCCGGUUUCACGACAAGGAACUCGGCAGCCGCCAGAACCCCCGAGCAAGAGCUGGCUGCUGUGCAGGAACAGCUUGCCGCCCUCCGCCUCGAGAACACCGAGCUCCGCGAGAAGGAACGGCGCCUGGAGACUCUCACUGCGGAGUAUUCGACGGCCAGACAGCGUAGGGAGGAGGAGCGGGCUUCCACGCAGACGGAACUGUCCACGCUGCAGGGGGAGAACAACCGCCUCCGUCAAGAACAGCAGCGGCUCGAGAAGCUCGACGCUGAGUACUCCGCAUUCCGAGAGAGCACCGAAGCAGAGCUGGCCGCCACGCAGGAAAAGGUCCUCGGUCUCCAAUCCCAGAGCUCGGAGCUCGCCGAGAGCCAGCAAGAGCAGCUCGAGCAUCUCAAAUCGGAGCACUCCGAGUUCCUAUCCCAGCUCGAAAACGAGCUCGAAGCUGUCAAAGAGGAACUCUCCCAAGCCGACGCCGACAAACAGCACCUCAAAGCAUCCCUCACCCAAGAGCUCACCGCCCUCCAACAAGAGCACGAAGCGGCCCUCGCCCAAAAGGACGCCGCCCUCACAAUCGCCCUCCACGACGCCACCGCCUCCCUGCAAACCCUCCGCGAAGAACACACCGCCCUCCAAGCGACCCACGCGACCACCACUACCUCCCUGCACGAAGCCACUACCCGCUUCCACGAAACCACCACCUCCCUCCAAACCCUCCACAAAACCCACCACGCCUUGGAACAAACCCACCGCGAGCUCUCAGUAUCCUUGCACCAGCGAGAUCUCGCGCUCCAAGCCCGCGACACCGCCCUGCAACAACAAACCAUCACCUUGCAAGAACAAACCACCACCUUACAAGAGCAAACCGCCACCCUCCACCAACAAACCACAGAACUCCAGCACGCGCGCGCGGAUAAUGCACGGCUGCUGUAUGCCCUCAAGCUGGCCGAGGCGCGGUCCAUGUCGAUUCCGCAGCCGCCCUAUCUAGGGGGGAGGGCGGGGUCCGGGUCGUGGGUCAAGCGGGUGCGGGGGUGGGUUAAACGGUUGGGGCCUGCGUAGGGGGUUUGGGCUUGGGGGGUUGUUUGGGGUUGGUUCGGUGA